This is a messenger RNA of Carassius auratus (goldfish), 2826 nucleotides long. It is a transcript of the gene jmjd7, whose product is annotated as jumonji domain containing 7. Lineage: Eukaryota; Metazoa; Chordata; Actinopteri; Cypriniformes; Cyprinidae. The coding region runs from base 207 to 1142 and encodes 311 amino acids. The transcript has 8 exons. The record is from RefSeq and is a predicted model, not a curated record.
CAAACGCCAUAACAUGAACAACUGUUAAACAUGUGAAAAGUGCAUGCGAGCUGUCGCUUAUCAUUUUAAAACAUUAAUACUUCAUUAUAUUGUAUGAAUAAGUAGGCAUGCAUGGGAAAUAAGUAUGAGUAUUUUGAGCUGACAGAGGCAUGUGAAAAAUAACCAGUCAGUAACGUUAUUAAGUUAUUUUAAUAGAAACAUGUGUUAUGGAUGCAGUUAAAGAAUGCUUGAGAAAUUUUCCUAAAGAAGCAGAGGAGCUUUAUCUUAAUGAUUCUGUGCCAUACCUGGAUGGGCCUCUCUCUCCACUUCAGUUUUAUCGUGAUUGGAUUGGUCCCAACAAGCCCUGCAUCAUUCGCAAUGCCUUCAGUGAUUGGCCAGCUUUGUCUAAAUGGAACCCCACCUAUCUCAGAGAGAAAGUGGGCUCUAAAGUCAUCAGUGUAGCUGUCACUCCAAACGGAUAUGCAGAUGCCGUGAACGGGGAUCGCUUUGUGAUGCCAGAGGAGCGUCAGAUGACCUUUAGCUCUCUUCUGGAUAUCAUUGAGGGGAAAGUGAAGAGCAGUGGUGUGUUUUACGUUCAGAAGCAAUGCUCAAAUCUGACUGAGGAGUUACCGGAGCUGACGGGAGACGUACAGACUCACAUCCCCUGGAUGAGUGAAGCUCUUGGAAAACAGCCUGAUGCUGUAAAUUUCUGGCUUGGGGAGGAAAGCGCUGUCACAUCAAUGCAUAAAGAUCAUUAUGAGAACCUGUACUGUGUGAUCUCUGGACAGAAAGAGUUUAUUUUGCUUCCGCCGACUAAUAGACCUUUCAUACCGUAUGAGCUCUACCAGCCAGCGACAUACAGACAGAAAGAAGAUGGCAACUUUGAAAUCGUGGAUGAGGAAGAUUCAACUAAAGUGCCCUGGAUCCCUCUAGACCCCCUGAACCCAGAUUAUGAUCGAUAUCCCUCCUACAGGCUGGCGAAACCCCUGCUCUGCACGGUGAAAGCUGGCGAGAUGUUGUACCUGCCCUCUCUCUGGUUCCACCAUGUUAGACAGUCUCAUGCCUGCAUAGCAGUGAAUUUCUGGUAUGACAUGGAGUAUGAUAUCAAGUACAAUUACUUCCAGCUUGUGGAGUCCUUGACAAACACUGUUGGAUCACUGUGAGGGUUCAAAGGUGAAGAUUUGGCUGAUGGCUUUACACGUGGCGACUUCAUGAGAUAUGCAUGUACAUUUCCCCUGAUAUAGAAUAUAUCUUGCAAUAAACAAUGCAGUUUAACAUGUAAUAAAUACAGUUUUAUUUGUUUUAAUUUCCUUGAGAAAGAGAUUUCAGGUGACAGAGAAUAGAAACACUUGACUUCGGUUUGGAGCGAAAGGUAAGACAAAGUCACAAGUUUCCAAAAAGAAACAGUCUUCGAGAGCACUGGUCCAUCUGUAAUGCUAGAAUACAUCUUGAUCAACUGUCAUUACGUUGGAUUAAAGCAGAGCUGGUCACCACAGAGGGAUAGCGCUGAAAGCAGAAGGUUUGCAUGAUUGUUCAUGAAGAGCAGGUCAAGUGUACAACAAUGCAUUCUAGUUCAUGGAGCGAGCCAACCAUAAAUUCGGCCUUUCUUCAUGCAUGUGCAGUAUAUUCAUGCUGAUUCUGACAGCACUUUUGUUACUGAUGCAGUCUUACUGUACGGUUUUCACUUCUGCUACAUCACUACCCCACUAGCUAGCUAAGUCAAGUUUGUUUGGGCUUACGUUAAAUAUUAUUUAAUCUCAUGCAUUUUCAGUCUUGAUUAAAGCCAUAGCACUUGUGAUGAGAUGGCAAAUAAGAGCUGCAUACAAUAAUGGAUGUAAAUGAAUCUAUUUAACUACAAGUCUUCCAGUGCAAUCUGCCAUUGGUGAAAAGGGGUAUGUAACAGUUGGGUAAAAAUUUGCAUUGUUGUUGCAAUUGCACAUUGUUAAUAAAUUUGUACCAAAAUACAAAAGAAUGUGGCAGAGGUGGAACUAAGCAUCAAGUCAAUAAAUACAAUUUAUGCAUCUCAGACACCAGGCAAGUUGCAGCUGAACUUGUUGCAGUUUUGACUUAAGCUGGGUGUACACUGUGCAACUUUUUUUUAUGUCACAUCAUACGAUAUGACGCCUGUGAGAAAAAGCCAUGUCGACUGAAUUUUAUGUCAGGCUCUAUGAUAUAAAUCUUUGGUCACCAAUUAUGGCAUCAACUUAAGCAAUCAAAGACUAUCAAUUUGUCCCAUUGACAAAAACAUAUUUUAAGAUCCCAAAAUCGUACAGUGUGCACCUGGCUUUAGCUUGGAUUUGUAUCAGUAGAAGAGCUGGACACAUUAAAAUAUGUGAAGGUCCAUCUCUAUAAGAAGUAACAGUACACUUAACAUAUUACGCCAUCAUUUUGAAUUAAGCUUAAUGACAAAAAAAGUGCCUUAUUGUACAUUAUCAAUUUUAUCACGGAAAAAGAAAAGUUGUUUCAAGCAGAGGUCAGAGAAGCAACACCUUAACCUAUUUAGCAAUGGAUUGUGGGAAAGGCUGGAAUACAGAGUGUUUUGUUUAGCUCUUGGGAAAAUAACAGCACAUCACAUAACAAUAAAACACCUUUAAGAAGUCAUAAUUGGAAAAGUUUUUUUUUUCUGUAAAAAUGCUUUUCAGGAUAAGUAUUUUUAAAAGCAAAGUUCUGUAAAACCUGUAAACUGUUCUCAUAAUUUGUGCACAAAAGUUCAACGAACUUAAUCUACUUGGCUAUUGCAACUCUAUCGUCACCAGAACAUUCAAUUCAAAUUAAGUUUUUUUUUUUUUUAUGGCAGUCUUGUUUUUGUCACAAUCUGCAACCUAGAAUUAAUUUAUUAGAGGUGGA